This is a messenger RNA of Rotaria socialis, 891 nucleotides long. The record is from the annotation of a GenBank genome assembly. NCBI's taxonomy places the organism in Eukaryota, Metazoa, Rotifera, Eurotatoria, Philodinida, Philodinidae.
AUGAUAAUUCUGCGAUAUUGCCGGAAUGCUUAUACUAUAUUUCGAACAUUCUCGGGCUUAAAUCAACGUUUCAACAACGUUCUUGUCGAUAGACGUUUACAUCUAUUCAAUGAUGUUUUAUACGAGAAUACCAAUGAUAAAGAAAUCAACUACUAUUACAAUACUCAAUCGUUUCAGGAUAUAUCUCAAAAUUUAUUAUCUCUGAAAGCAACAAAAAAUGAUACAGAACUCAACAAAUGUCUUCAAUCAUUAGUUAGCACGUAUAUAAAAGAAAAAGAUAAUUUAUCCAACCAUCAGUUUCAAUCGAGCAUAGAACAGUUUCAAACUAUACGGGCACAUCUCACCGAUGUUGAAAUUCAAAAUUUAGAUAAAGAAUUGAAAGCAAGCUCAAUAUCAUCGGAUGCAGAUGAAACGUUUCAACGAAUUGUAGGUAAUUUAAUCAAGAGUGAUCAACUUGCUGUGAUCCGAUUCAUUUAUGCUGACAACGAGUGUGCACGAAUUUUUUUUCAAAGGUUCUGGAAUAGUCGACAAAAUGUUGAUAUUAUGACAGCGAAUCGAAAGAGGAGAAGAAAAUUAUUUGGUGCACUCUUGAACGGACGGCAAUCGAGCACAUGGUUGAUAAACCCAAAUUUGCUUUGGAUUCUAUUACAGAAGAAAGAACGCAAACUUGUGAAACAGCUAUUGAAAUUAUCACCAUUACUCAUCAAUCGAUUAGAUGAGGACGGAAAUAAUCUAUUACUUUAUGUCUGUUUCAAAGUUCGUGGUUGUCGACAUGGUCUAAUCGAAUUUUUAAUUGAGAUGGGAUGUGAUGUACAGGCAAAGAAUUCGAACGCUGAAAGGUUUUCGAUGCACUCAAAUUGGGACGAAACAGGAAAUUGUUGGAAAAGUUAA